Phyllotreta striolata is the source of this 4526-nucleotide messenger RNA. Lineage: Eukaryota; Metazoa; Arthropoda; Insecta; Coleoptera; Chrysomelidae. The record is from the annotation of a GenBank genome assembly.
CAAUUCGAAGACAAUCAAAAGCUCCUUUAUCUGAAUUCAUUAUAACGAAAUUAUACAAAGAGCAUAGGGAUCUAUUUUUAGAGUUAAAACCGAGAACAUGGACAACGGAAUCGGAUAAAACACUACUUUGUAUUCCAUAAUGCCGCGCAUUGGUGUAGUCGGUGAAGAGUUCCUCCGGUCUUCCAGUCACGUCCGCCGGUUAUACACCAAAAAUAUUCCCGGGGAUUGUUUUAAUAUCCCGAAAUUUAUAUCUUCCGAACUUCGGCGAUUCUUUCUGUAAUACCCGGCUAUACGAGAUUAAUUUCGAUGUAAUUGAGUUAGGAAAAUCGAGUGUGAUUAUUAAAUUAUUCCGGCAAUUUGGGUAGGCCGUUUUUCGAAGUGGAGGAGCGAAAAUCAAAAAGCUCCUAUACACCCUAAGUUGUUGCGCAAGCUUAAAGUACGUUACCUGUCGCCGCCGCCGCCGCCGCCGCCGCCGCCAACACAGAAACUAUCAUGUGCUUAUCGAAGCUCAGAUUUGCCACCGCCGUCGGGACGACAACUCGCCGCUGUCGUGUGUCGGGAAAAUCGCGGUUUUCCACGUAUUCUCCAAGAUCUCUACUCUCUAGUUUGUUUCCGUUUUUCUUUUUCAAAAUGUCGCCUUCGUACUAUUCGGUUUAAUUUAGGAGAAAUGUAGGUAGUUACAAUGCUUCUAUUCUUGUACCUAUCAACAAUCCUGCUGCUACGAGUCCGACCGUCCGCCAGCCUGACAUCAAACAACUGUAAUUUCAAUUCGAUGUGCGUCUGUUCGAUGGAAGAGCGGGACGUCUCCGUGAAAACCAUCCACAGCAUCAGCUGCCUGUCGACGCCUUUCUACAAAUUCCCCACCCUGCCGGAAGGAAGCGUCAGCCAGCUCGAAGUGGCCGGGACGAAAAUAAGCAUACUGGAGUCCGAGAGCCUGGCGGGUUGUCAAGUGCAGGCACUCAUCCUUACCAAUAACCGCAUACAACACAUCGCUGAUAGGAGUUUCAGUUCCUUAUCUAAGAGCAUCACGUCGUUGGACUUGAGCUACAAUCGACUCGAUGGCGUCCCCUUCGCCGCGCUGAAAGACGCCAGGAACUUGCAAUGGAUCAAUUUACACGGCAACGAAAUCGGCUCGAUGAUCGGCUGGUGGUCGCACAUGAAAACCUCCCUGUCGACACUAUUCCUGGGGGAAAACGACCUGACGAUCGUACCGAACGAGACGAGCCACAGCAAUUCGAAGAACCGGCAAGGUUUAUGGCACUUUCGAUCGUUGAUUUGGCUGAAUUUGGACGGCAAUCGGAUACAUUCGAUCGAAAACGGCUCGCUGCCGACCUGUUUGAAAACGGCCAGCUUGUCGUACAAUUUACUAGCGGAUUUUCCGGUCGAUCUCGUGGCCGCUUCGCCGCACCUGCAAUGGCUUUACUUGCGGGGGAAUCAUAUAAGGUUAAUUCCUCAAUGCACUUUCGGGCGGAUGGCGUAUUUGGAAAAGCUGGAUUUGGCCGAGAAUUACAUCAGUACAUUACCGGGUUAUCUGUUUAAUAAUUCACUGAAAAUUCGCGACGUCAAUUUGGCCUUCAACGAUUUUCGGAUGCUGACGGAUAAUUGCUUCGCCGGUCUGAGCACCGGCCGGAUAAUAUUCUCGUACAAUUCGCUGGAAAAAAUGGAUUACGACGCGUUUAAUGGCAUAUUAGAUACGUUAGAGUACCUCGAUUUGGAUCACAACAAUCUACAACGCAUACCGGAAGCUUUGAAACGACUGAACUCCCUUAAAUACCUCUAUUUAUCUUGGAAUUUUUUGAAAUACAUCUCGCCGUCCGCUUUCGACAAUUUCUGCGACAGCUUGAAGGCGCUGAGCUUGAGCGGAAACCAGCUGAGAGAAAUACCGUCGGAGGCGCUGCAAAAUUGCACGAGAAUCUCCCACUUCAACAUAGCCUACAACGAGAUAGUCGAAAUCGAUCGCGGGGAUUUCCAAAAUUGGGCAUCGAACGUCCGAAGCCUGAACCUGGCCAACAACAGAAUCGCUCGUCUACCGGCGAACUUAUUCGAGGAUUUGGUUAGUUUGAAGGAGCUGAGUUUGAGUUUCAAUCCGCUGAAGAAGAUCGAUAAGAGCGCGUUUAUUGGUUUGAAGAAAUUGGAAAGUUUGGAAUUAUCGUUCGCCGUCAACAAGCCGGAUUUAAUCGAGCGCUUGCCGAACGUCAAGUGGUUGUUUUUGGACAACAAUAGUAUUCAUAAAUUAAACGGUUCGAACGAGGUAGCUUCGGAUAUCAGAUACCUCAAUUUGGAAUCGAAUAAGAUCGAUUCGAUUCCGCCCGGAUCGCUCAAAUCCCACUCGAACUUGCAAAACGUCCGGUUAUCGAACAAUCAAUUGAGCACCAUCGAAACCGACGCAUUUCGCUCGUUAAACGCUUUAGAAACCGUUUUGCUAUCGAACAACAAAAUCCGGCAAUUUCGCGAGGAAAGUUUCACGAAUUUACCCAACCUCACCACCAUCAUAGCCUCUCACAACCGCCUAAAAACCAUCAGCUCCAACACCUUCUCCAACCUACCUUCCAUCAACAAAAUAGAUUUGUACAACAAUCGGCUAACGCACGUUUCUUUCAACUCAUUCACAAACAUCUCCUCUCAUUUAUUGGAGUUGAACGUUAGCAGGAAUCAGAUAGUUUCCUGCGCCUCGGACGCCAGAGUGCUGAACAUGCGAACGUUCGAUUUGAGCUACAACAAUUUGGCGACGGUGCCGGGUUGCAUUCGCGACACGUCGGGCUUGGUGAGGCUCUAUUUGGAUUUUAACAUCAUCGGGGAGCUGGAGAACGCGGUGUUCAUGUACCUGACUUCGUUGGAGCGCUUGGGAUUGCAGCAGAAUAACGUAAGGCGCGUGGGGAAGAGGGCUUUUUUCGGUUUGCAGAGCCUGCAAACGCUCGAUUUGUCGAAGAAUUUGAUCGGGCAAUUGCACGUGGGGCAGUUCGCGAACAUGUCCAAAUUGAGGGUGUUGAAUUUGAGCGGGAAUCACUUGAGCUACCUGCCGAAGGAGAUAUUCAAAAGCACCAACAUCGAGAUGUUGGAUUUGAGUUUUAACAGUUUUUCGGUGGUGCCCAGCUCUACUUUAUCCGACAUCGGUAUUUCUCUUAGGUAUUUCACGAUGCGCUCGAAUAACAUCGAGCAUAUCGAUAUAACUACGUUUCCUGAUAUACCGCUCCUGCAGCGGUUGGAUUUGAGGAAUAAUAAGCUGACUAUAUUACCGGAUAAUGUGUUCACGAGUUUGGGAUUGCUGCAAUUUUUGGAUUUGAGUUCGAAUCCUUUGAGGUCGAAUUUCAAGGAGUUGUUCCACUACGCGCAAAGCUUGAAGCAUCUCGAUUUGUCGAACACGGGCGUCACGAACACCCCGUAUUUUCCUCUGCCGAAUCUCGUGUUUUUGAAUCUCUCUCACAACAACAUAGAGUUCAUAAACAAGUACUCCUUUCAGCAGUUGGGUAAAUUGAAAGUUCUGGAUUUGAGUCGGAACAAUUUGAAUAAAAUAUUCGCGCAAUUGUGGGUGCAUUUGCCGAAUUUGAAAGCGUUAGAUUUGUCUUAUAAUCCUAUAAAAGAAAUACUAGCUGACAGUUUCAGCGGUUUGCAGAAUCUGCAGCAACUGAACAUCCAGCAUUUGGAUAAGCUGGUAAAAUUCGAGAGCGAAUCCGUGAUACAAUUAAAAAUCAUUUCGAAACUGCUCAUACAAACCUGGCCGAAAAUCGAAAAUUUCUCCGAGAAAUUAUGCCAACUUUUCUCGCACACCGACCAGCUCAGGGUCCUCAAAAUACUGCUCCUGGAAAAGGAGCUCACGGAUCAGUUACUCUGCGUGACGAACAGGAAAAUUCGCCACUUGGAAAUCACCGGAAAAUCCCUGAAAACCGUCAACAAAGACGCCUUCACCAGGUUCACAAAAAACCCUCAACUACUCAUCAAAAUACACAACACCAGAAUCGAGGAGCUGCCCUCCGGUUUGUUCUCCAACAUGUACAAAGUGGCCCAUCUGACGCUGGACCUGCGGAACAACCAACUCACCCAACUCCACCCGGAAAUCUUCUACGGAAACUCCAGCAGGUGGAAAAGCGACGGUACCACAUUGAUAACCGGUGGUUUAUUGUUAUCGAACAAUCCCUUCCGAUGCGAUUGCCACCUGACCUGGCUCAGCCACUGGAUGAGGAGAUGGACGAGGGAGAGUCUCCAGUCGCACAGCUCGCCCGCCGAGGGCUCGGUCAGGAUGAUCGAGGCGAUCAGCGAGGCUACUUGCAUUGAUUACAGAAGCAAUACGAAAAUUCCCAUCGUGGAUUUGCAACCGGAGGACACGAAUUGCCACGCCAGUGCCCUCAGUAACGGUGCGCGUUCCACCAAAACUACUGUGAUAUUUUCCGGCGUGUUAACGUUUCUUGCGCUCUUGAGGUAGCGUUUUCGGUUAAAUCGAGUAUUAUAUUGAGAAGAGCGUAUUUUUUAUAUUUACAUUAUGUACAAAAAUUAUAGGUAUUAAUAAAAUUAACGUUGUUUUCUUCUUA